Molecule: messenger RNA, 839 nt
Organism: Cuscuta campestris
Lineage: Eukaryota; Viridiplantae; Streptophyta; Magnoliopsida; Solanales; Convolvulaceae
Source: the annotation of a GenBank genome assembly
GUACGUUCCGGAGCCGGAGCACGUGAGCGUGCACACGGUGAACAACGAGGGUUCGAGUUUCACGCCUCCGGGUGACGGAGGGCAACAGCAGAAUCAACCUGCGCCAGCGGGACAGCCACCAGCUGUACCCCCGCCAGUCGUACCACCUCGAGUGAUGCCACCGUUGGCGAUAACGCCGGUGGCCUACGAGCAUAUGUUCCCGGCCAUGAUGGCCCAUUAUAUGCAGCACAUGGCGCAGUUUAUGCCCAUGUUCCAGCCACCACCACAGCCGCAGCCGCGCAUCGUUACCUUCAAGAUAUUGAAGGAUAAUGGAGCGGAAGAGUUCCGAGGAGACAAUAUGGGGGAGCCCCAGAUUGCAUUGGAUUGGCUUGAGCAAAUGGACCGGAUGUUCCGGAAGGGAGCAUAUGAUUGGUGGAAGCGCAUUGACCAGGAUCCACACACGCCCAAGCCGUGGACCUGGGAUCGCUUUGAUCGAGCCUUCACGAAGGAGUACGUACCCACCCGGUACCGCGAGGAGAGGCGCGAUGAGUUCGUUGCGCUUAAGCAGGAGGGGAUGUCAGUGCCUGAACUGAGACAGAGGUUCGACUACUUGUCCCAGUACGCGACGAGUCUGGUCUCCACUCCGGAGGAUCGUUUGAAUGAGUUCGUCAAGAAGCUAUGGCCGAACUUGAGGCCGCACGCCGCGCUGAUCACAACGACAGAUUUUAAUGCGGCGUAUGAUUUGAUUGUGAAGACGGAAAAGAGCUAGGACGAUUUGCAGGCAACCAAGAAGGAGGACCGAGCGACGAAAGACCCGCGACCCGCGGCCAGCACUGGGCUGAGCGGGAAGAGUUUUGGAU